Molecule: messenger RNA, 1082 nt
Organism: Metschnikowia bicuspidata var. bicuspidata NRRL YB-4993
Lineage: Eukaryota; Fungi; Ascomycota; Pichiomycetes; Serinales; Metschnikowiaceae
Exons: 2
Coding region: 279-1037 (252 amino acids)
Source: RefSeq, a predicted model, not a curated record
CUUUGUCCUUUGAAUUGUAAGCAAUACUCGUGGCAGCCAGAUGGGGUAUUGCCUCGCUCGCAGACAAUUGGUUUCAGUGGGUGCAAACCAUUCGCGCGACGUCAUAGUCGGAUUUGCUCACGUCAACUCCGGGGCAAUCAGGCACAUUUCAAAGGCCACCAAAAAACUUCCGUUGCGUGCAAACUUUUUACACGGCAUCAUCAUCUACGCUUUUGCAGCAGCACUAGACCGCCUAUCCAAAUCCCAUUCACGUGUGUGUUUCUGCCCCUCUUCUCUUGAUGUUGAUAUCAAACGUGCACUUCGAGUGCCAUGGCGUGUCCGUUUUCAAGAUCCCCCCGGGCCCCGUUCUCUUGAUGUUGAUAUCAAACGUGCACUUCGAGUGCCAUGGCGUGUCCGUUUUCAAGAUCCCCCCGGGCCCCGUGUCUCUUGCAAACUGGCCCCAAAAAAGUAUCGUAUGGAAAGGAUCUAUGCGCCUCACAGAGGAGGAGCAGACUGCCGUGUCGCCGGAAUCGGCUCUGUACAUGGGGCUCCGUCUCAAGUUAGAGCUAUAUAACAGGAAAUCAGCAGAGACGGAUCCAAGUCCGUUUCGAGCCCCCGAAGACGUGGUGCCGUGGGCCGAGGUGUGGUACAACCCCUUUCUGGAAACAGAUUUGGAAUAUAGAGUGGCAAACGAUGGAUCCGACACCAUAGAGAUGACACCGGAGUCGUCCAAAUACUAUCAGAUCAUCUCUCAGUUGCCCGACACUGGGUACAGCCCGAUACACAACUCGGAAAAAGGAUUCUUGCUCCAGGUAGCGCUUGGGCUACAAUUUGACGAUCCGUACAACGCGUCGUCAUUUUCCGAGAGCUUGGAGAUAUAUCGGAGGCACUUCCGAAACUUCCAGGAGAAGUUCUUGUACGACAGCAAGUUGUCUGCGCUUGAGCUCACGAUGCUGACGUCCUUGACGUUGCCCAGCUCAGGAUCGCGGUCCGCGUCCAUACUCGCGGAGGAAGACGAUGACGAGUUUGGUAGCUUUGUGGGGUCUUCGUAUGACUAGGUAUGUAUUGUUUAACCUCGUGUAUGAGCGCCCGCGAUGCGUCAU